This is a messenger RNA of Colletotrichum spaethianum, 972 nucleotides long. RefSeq lists its product as uncharacterized. The record is from RefSeq and is a predicted model, not a curated record. The transcript is spliced from 3 exons. The coding region runs from base 1 to 972 and encodes 323 amino acids. Lineage: Eukaryota; Fungi; Ascomycota; Sordariomycetes; Glomerellales; Glomerellaceae.
AUGUCCUUCCGCACCACAUCAGACGUCGACCGUCCGCAAAACUAUGAGGAGUUCAUCGCCGACAUGACGGGCGGAAACACUGCGGUCAUACGAUGGACGCAUACACCAGACGGCACGGGCUUUGAUGACGCUGCCGCGUUCAAGGUCAUCCGAGGCGCGAUCCUAGAGGAGAACAACGAUCCGCGGAGGCUGCGCAAGGUCGCUGUCGAGAUCGCGGCAUUGUUGCCGGCGUACCGGCCUUCGGACGACGUGCUGAGUUCGCUGUGGAGGUUGUUCAUCUCGUUGGCGCAGCAGACGCCGUCGGGAAACCUUGCCAUACUGGACCUGGUGGUGAUUCUCGACCACCUAUCCUCAUCACCAAGAACGACGGCUACGGUAACAGUGGAUGGCUUCGAGCAGUUGAGCCGUCUUCACGGCCUGAACCAGAUCAUAAGGGAGAGCAUGAUUUCUCCCUAUCAAUCCUCAAACAGGAAGGAUACACUCACCCGUUGGAUAAACCUCAACGCCUUCGCCGCCCUCCUCUGGUCCUACAACCUCAUUGACGGCCGCGACUUCGCCAUCCAGCAACUCCGCGCCGCCUUCGAAGACCGCCGCUCCUCGGAUGCCGGGGAUAGAGACGGCGCCGAUGCACGGCUGAUAGCUGCGGCGCAGUGGGCUAUUCACUCCUGCCAGCGGCUGUACCACCUCUCCGUGACGUCGGAGGCGACGGAGCCAGCGGGUGGUCUUGGCGCCAAAGAAUCCAACGGCAACGGAAACGGAAACGGAAACGGUAGGAGCAAGGCUGGGGAGAAGUGGAAUCCUGGGCCGAGGUUCAAGGGGCGCGCGGGGUUCUCGUUCAGGAGGUGGGAGUUUUGGCAGCAGGGGUUUGAGGAAGCGCACGAGUUUGGGAAUGGGGGCAUAGAGGCCAAGGUGGAGGCCCAGGCGGCGGCGGGGAUGAUGGAGAAGGUACUUUACGCUGGGUUCGAGGGAUAG